Molecule: messenger RNA, 817 nt
Organism: Homalodisca vitripennis (glassy-winged sharpshooter)
Lineage: Eukaryota; Metazoa; Arthropoda; Insecta; Hemiptera; Cicadellidae
Product: putative defense protein
Exons: 4
Coding region: 155-667 (170 amino acids)
Molecular function (GO): oxidoreductase activity, acting on metal ions
Source: RefSeq, a predicted model, not a curated record
GCUAGCAGCUGAUUAGAUAUAGAGAUAUCACAGUUGUCCACUAUCUGAGCGAUGGUUCUCGGCUACGUGUUGUGGCUCAUCGUGUCCGUAGCUGCCUUCAAACUUGUCCUAGCAGGAACAUUGCCUGGUGCACUGUUAUAGCAACGAUCACAGCAUGCAGACUCUAGUGAUGGUUUUGUGGACGACAACAAUCCUUCUGGAGGUUAAGGGUCAAGAAGAUGAACUGUGGGAUCCUUGGGCAGACAACUGCGAGUCCAUGGUCCCCUGUAACCUGACUGAACCCCAGACCGACCCCAUGCCCUACAUAGUUACUCUCAACAGACCAUACAUCAACAGCGAUCAGGCGGUGUACGUUUAUAUAAGAGCACUACCUCCACUCAGUUUCCAGGGGUUUAUGAUUCAGGCUCGGGACGACAAGACCGGUCAGGCUGUCGGGGAGUUCGACACAGACAACAGGAAGAUCAGCGUCAUUAAUUGCUUCGGCAGGCCAGAUAGCACGGCCAUGCACGCUGACAAUUCCCCCAAGACGGAGGUGACGGCCAGAUGGGCGCCCGAGGAUGACAAUGACGCUACCGUAACAUUUUAUGUCACAAUUGCUGAAAAGGUUAACCCUCUAGUGAGGUUCUGGGCUUGCCAGCGUACGAAAACACUUCAAAUUAUCAAGUGACUUCUUGUAGCCCUUUCGUCCUUUCACAUUUCAAGUACUUAGGAGAGUUCUGUACACUAUGCCAACAACUGUUUAUUUAAUAGUAACCCUUCCAUACUUUCCACAAAUAUACAGUCUGCUUUAUAUACAAUAACACACAUUCCUCAUAAA